Messenger RNA from Monodelphis domestica (gray short-tailed opossum), 10581 nucleotides. It is a transcript of the gene GRAMD1B, whose product is annotated as GRAM domain containing 1B. Gene Ontology annotation, molecular function: cholesterol binding; cholesterol transfer activity. The record is from RefSeq and is a predicted model, not a curated record. Lineage: Eukaryota; Metazoa; Chordata; Mammalia; Didelphimorphia; Didelphidae. Gene Ontology annotation, biological process: intracellular sterol transport. Gene Ontology annotation, cellular component: plasma membrane; endoplasmic reticulum membrane; endoplasmic reticulum-plasma membrane contact site.
ACUUAAAAAAAAAUUUAUAAUGAUUUCAAAAUAAUUGGUUUUCUUUGUAAUCCAAUAUAUUUUAUUUUAUGAAAUUAAAAAAUCAUUUAAAUAAGGGGUCUGUAGACUCUAUCAGAGUUCCAAAGGGGUCCACAACACAAAAGAGGUUAAAAACUGCUAUAAGGGAAUUGUUUUUAGCCUCAUGGUCUCUCUUAGAUUUGAGGUCUGAGGUUAGAGGGUAGAGGCAAGUAGAGAAACCAUUGGUAUUUUCUUUUCUUUUGUAUGUGUGCAAGGAGGGAUCAGGUGAGCAGAGUGUCUUUUACUCCACCAUCUUAACUCCUAGCAUACAAACAACCAUUGGUAUAUUUUAGUGACUGUGAGGAGCUGUUCUGUUGUCUAGAAUAAAAGUGGCAUAAGAAAGACAUGGUACCAUGAGAUGGGUUGUUAGAGAGGAGGGUAGGAAUAUGUACUUGUUGUUUGUGCUUGUAGGUUGUAUUUAUCAAGGUGGGAAAUUAUUCACUCAACAUUUAUUUAACAAAUGUUUACUAAGCCCUUAGGUAUAUAAGUCUCAGCUUCCGAGAGACUACUACUACUAACUAACAGGUUUAAAGACAGAAACAUACAGAAUCGGAAUUAAUAAAUUUAGAGUAGAAAGAAACUUUACAAGCCAUCUGAUCCAGUAUCUCAUUUUACAGAGAUCCCUGAGGUCUGGAGUGGACAAAUAAGUUUUUAAUAGGGUCAUACAGAGAGGAAAGGGACAGAGGCAAGAUUUGGACCCUUGUCCUUUAAAUCUAAAUCCAAUGUUCUUUUCACUGUUAUUGACCAUACACUGGCCUGUAUGUGUAAGAUAGGAUUCCUAUCUUUAAGUACCUUAUAGCUUAGGAGAUAAAUUUAUUGGGAGAAUAUCAGGGAAUUCUAUGUGCAUACACAUGCAGGUACACAUUUGGAGGUAGGCAUAAGUUAGAAGGUAGAGUGUUAUGUGUAUUAUUUGGUAUUUUCCAGCUAUCUUCAUAUUCCCUAAUGCCUCUUCCCUAUUUCUUAUAUUCCCAAUUACUGGCCACCCCUAUACCCACUACCUCUUGGCUAGUAUAGAUUUUACCAUACCUGAAGCCACAAACCUUGGCUCAAGAGGAAUUGUGAUGGUCAAAGCAUAAACAGAGCCUGGGUGAUGUCCAGACUGUCUGAGAGACCUAGCUUGUUCCUGAGAGCCAGAGUCAGUCAAUGAAUUUUCUUAGAAAGCUUGAAUCAUUUUUGUAAGCACCAUCUUGCCUGCUUUUCUGUCCUUGCUCCUAUCUUUGUCCCGGAGAUCUGAACCUUUCUAGGUUUCAGCUAUCUCCAUUUAUCUGGGCUCAGGCUUUAUUAUCCUCCACCUGCCUGUCUUUCAACAGCUUCACAUUGCCUCCAAGGAAGUCAAAGUUCUUAAAGAGAAGCUGCUGGAAAACUUAUUGCUAAAGAAUCCAUCAUAGCAAUGUGCCAAAGAAAGGAUACUGCACUGGGAAUCUGAAGACCUGAGUUCUUGCCCUGGUCCUCCCACUAAAAUACUGUGUGACUCACAUGACCUUCCAAGUUUUCAUUGUCCUCAUCUGUAAAAUGAGAAAACUGAACUAGUUGAUUUCCAUGGUCCCUCUAGCUUGAAAAUCCUUAUUCUUUAAAAACUCUUUGGAAAGUAGAGAUCUUUCUCAAAUUCCCAAACCCAUCCCACAGGGUCCCCACAUACUCUUUCUCCCUGGCCUGAAAUCAGCCCUGAUAGAUUCCUGACCAUUCUGGGGUUCUACUUUCACUGGGAAGCUGGUGGACGAGGUUAGUGGGAGAAUAAACAAAGCCAAAGAAGCUCCCAGCUCUUAGAGUCUCAGAUUUCGGAUUUCAUCAUCAGAGCAGCAUCUCUGGUGCCUCCUUCCCCUCCCUCCACUUCAGGCUCUGGCCAACAACUUUCCUUUGCAGGAAACAUCUGCUAGGGGAGGCUGGGCUGGGCUGGGGGUUACUGGAGGACAUUGGCCAGGACCAUCCCCCAGAUCCUGUAACUUUAAGUGUGUGUUUGGGGCUGUGCGUCCUACCCUCCCUCCCUCAUGCCCUACACAGGCAACUCUAACAAAGAAACUGUUUGCCAGGCAGUCAACCCCAGAGGAUCGGGGACGGGUGGAGAGGACAGAGAAGAGGGGCUGAGGCUGUUCUUCUUGGUAUGUCCAGUAGCAGCUGCCCAGGGGGAGGGCAGGGAGUCACAGCUCCCUUCCUGGUGACCGAGUGAGGAGUCUAUGCUUCAUUGCCUUGCCCCCAUGAACCUUGGAAGUGACAGGCAGGGACAAAGGAUUUGGGAAUCUCACUCCAUCCUGGCGCUUUGGAUGGGCUCUGAGUCACUCUGUCAUAAAGGCUUGCCGUGAACAGUGAGUGAGUCAUAGAAGGGGCUGGAGCUUUGAACUCCACAGCAUGGCCAUACCUGCUCCUGAAUCUGCCUGUGGGACUCACCUGAGCUAGCCAUUUGGCUGGGGCUGUCCAGGACUCCCUAUGGAUAUGGUACAUGUAUCACCUUUUGCGGGGCGGGGAGGCUUCCCAGCUUGCCUUUUUGGAUGAAGUCUGAGAGUUACAAUCACCACUAACCGGAAGGACGCAUUUCACCACACCCUUUCCAGGGAAUCCCCAGGAGUGGAAGGUCACCCACAUUGUGAGCGUCAGUUGGGAAGAAGGGGCUCGAUAGCGGGACACUGGCCAGUGAGCUCAUCCUGUGACCUACUCUGACCACGUCCUUUUGGCUGGACACACCUUGUGUUGAAAAGGAGACCUGAGAGUGAGGGUUAACGACAGGACGGUCACUGACCCUUUGCCUUCCAGCCCGAGGUCACUGGUCUACUGUCAGCGCAGGCAAGAAUCACCCUGUGGACAGUGGGGGAAGGGAGCACCAAGGAGCUGGACAAGUUAGGGGACCGGAUGAGAGGGGAGCAAUGGACUCUUUAACAGAAUCUGGGGUGCUCUGGAGCCUAAUGCUGGCUCAGGAAAGUGAGUCUUUGCCGUGUUACCUGCAGAGGUUCAACAGCUUAUCCGCAAGCUACGAACACUGGUAUUGCCAUGGAUCUGAAGAAAUCCCAGCAGUGUUAAGCCCAACUUACAAACAGCGGAAUGAAGACUUCAGAAAGCUUUUCAAGCAACUUCCUGACACAGAGCGUCUCAUCGUUGAUUACUCAUGUGCGCUACAAAGAGACAUUCUCCUCCAGGGCCGACUCUACCUCUCUGAAAAUUGGAUCUGUUUCUACAGCAACAUCUUCCGCUGGGAAACUCUGCUAACAGUGCGAUUGAAAGAUAUCUGCUCCAUGACUAAAGAAAAAACAGCCCGACUUAUUCCCAAUGCAAUCCAAGUUUGCACAGACACUGAGAAGCACUUUUUUACAUCCUUCGGGGCACGAGAUAGGACAUAUAUGAUGAUGUUCCGGCUCUGGCAGAAUGCCCUCCUUGAGAAACCUCUGUGUCCCAAGGAGCUGUGGCACUUUGUCCAUCAGUGUUACGGAAAUGAACUAGGCCUGACCAGUGACGAUGAGGACUACGUGCCCCCAGAUGAUGACUUCAACACGAUGGGCUACUGUGAGGAGCUCCCAGUAGAAGAGAAUGAGGUAAAUGACAGCUCCUCCAAAAGCAGCAUAGAGACCAAGCCAGAUGCCAGCCCACAGCUGCCGAAGAAAUCUAUCACCAACAGCACACUGACCUCCACUGGAAGCAGUGAAGCCCCUGUCUCGUUUGAUGGAUUGCCCCUGGAAGAAGAGGUGGUGGAAGGGGAUGGUCCCCUGGAGAAGGAGCUCACAAUUGACAACAUCAUUGGGGAGAAGAUUGAGAUCCUUGCCCCGGUGAAUUCGCCCUCUUUGGAUUUCAAUGAUAAUGAGGAUAUUCCCACUGAGCUCAGCGACUCAUCUGACACCCAUGAUGAAGGGGAAGUCCAAGCCUUCUAUGAAGACCUGAGUGGCCGGCAGUACGUGAAUGAGGUCUUUAACUUCAGCGUUGACAAACUCUACGACCUGCUCUUCACCGACUCUCCCUUUCAGAGGGAUUUCAUGGAGCAACGUCGAUUCUCUGAUAUCAUCUUUCAUCCAUGGAAAAAGGAGGAUAAUGGAAACCAGAGUCGAGUGAUUCUCUACACCAUCACCCUCACCAACCCUCUGGCUCCCAAAACUGCCACAGUCACAGAAACCCAGACCAUGUACAAGGCCUGCCAAGAAAGUGAAUGCUAUGUGAUCGAUGCUGAGGUGCUCACCCAUGAUGUGCCAUACCAUGACUACUUCUAUACCAUCAACCGUUAUACACUCACCCGCGUGGCUCGAAAUAAGAGCCGACUCAGGGUUUCCACAGAGCUGCGCUAUAGGAAACAGCCCUGGGGACUAGUGAAAACCUUCAUCGAGAAGAAUUUCUGGAGUGGGCUUGAGGAUUAUUUCCGCCAUUUAGAGAGCGAGUUGACAAAAACAGAGAGCACCUACCUGGCCGAGGUACACAGACAGUCUCCCAAAGAGAAGUCCAGCAAAGCCCCUGCUGUACGGAGGAGGAAGCGACCGCAUGCCCAUCUGAGAGUGCCUCAUUUGGAGGAGGUUAUGAGCCCUGUCACUACUCCUACAGAUGAGGAUGUGGGCCAUAGGAUCAAACAUGUAGCAGGCUCCACACAGACCCGUCACAUCCCUGAAGACACCCCUCCUGGCGGCUUCCACCUGCAGAGUGUAUCCAAACUGCUGCUCAUUAUCAGCUGUGUCCUGGUGCUGCUGGUGAUUCUCAAUAUCAUGUUGUUCUACAAACUCUGGAUGUUGGAAUACACGACCCAGACCCUCACUGCAUGGCAGGGCCUGAGACUCCAGGACAGGGGUCUGGGAGCACAGGACAGUCCUCUGAGCAUAACUCCAGCUGCCGGGGUGACCCUUCUUGUGCCCCACAGGUUACCUCAAUCCCAGACAGAAUGGGCCCAGCUUUUAGAAUCCCAACAAAAGUAUCAUGACACAGAGCUCCAAAAAUGGAGGGAGAUCAUCAAAUCCUCUGUGAUGCUUCUAGACCAGAUGAAGGACUCACUCAUCAACCUUCAGAAUGGCAUCAGAACCCGAGACUACUCAUCUGAAAAAGAGGAGAAGAGCAACCACUACCACUGACAAGGCAGGAACAGGAGUGACUUCAGAGGCCUGUGCAAUACAUGUACAUAGACCAUAUAAAUAUAUAUAUAUAAAUAUAUAUAUAUAUAUAUACAGAAUAUAAAUAUAUAUUAUAUACAGAUUUUAAAAAGAGAUAAUGCCUAUGUACCAGGGAAAAGGAGCGGGACUGCCUCCUGCACUGGCCGGAAAAGCAAUUUCUUUCAGUGGAGGGCAGAGGACAGCUCCUAGCACCCUCACCAACCUUCUCUAUCCUCCCAGUCCUUCCACCCCCACCCUUCCCUUGCUGGCCAUCCCUUGGCUGUUUGAAGGGAAGUGAAGUUGAGCCAAAGUCAUGCUUGGGCAGGCCCUGGGGUCUUGGAUAGGAGUCUCAAAGGGGCAUUGCUAUGGUGCUUCAUUCCCUGCCCUCCAUUUUUUUUGAAAACUGGGGAAACAAAGGGACCCCUAUCUCCCCACAAACCUAGCUUAUCCUGAAUGCUCAGAUGUGGGGGGCAGGGAUUCAGGCCUCCAACUGACAGACGGGGCUCUACCAAUACCCCACUGAGGAAAAGUGGACCUUCAGCCAGCCAGCCAGGAUUUGUUAGGAUAAGCCAAAAGGCAGUAUUUUGUGGGAUUUGCAGUGGGGUGGGAGAGUAAGGGAGUGGACAGAAUGGGAGGGCUUUGAGACUGAAGAGUCUUUGAGAAUUCUUUGUCACUUCUGCCUCCUCUGAUCUUCAUUGGGCCCUCCAGCUCAAAGCACACAUGGGCUGGGGGAGCACAGGUCUCUCAUUUUCUACUCUCUCUCUGAUGUUCACUCAGGUUGGGUCUAUGUAAAAUUAAGUUGCUUUUGAGUGCCUGAAAUUCUGCUGCCCUCUUCCUCUUCCUCUUCCCCUCCCCUCCCCUGCUCCAUCCCCUCACCCAAAAGAACAUUGUUUCUUAGGACAUGUAAAACUUACUUGAUUUUGUUAAGAACUUAUUUUUAUCAGUUUUAGGACCAGAAGGGUGAAUAUUCUUAAUUCAAUUCUCUUUGAGCCAAUGCUAUAAAAUACCCAGUGGGUGUAGGAGUAGGGUGGGACUGGGGAAGAUGGUAUGAGAGAAAGAAUGACAUGGUCAUGUGUAAUAACCAACAGGGCACAAAGAACACUGCAAAGACAUUCUGUAAAGGAGUAAGCCCAAGCUUACACUUCUUGUCCUCACCUUUUCCCAUUGUAGACUCUUAUUCAAUACUACAAAGGGAUUCUACUCUCUGGGUUGAAUUUCAUUUCUGCCAUGAAUGGACGGACCUAUUAAAUACAGAGAAAUGGGGUAGGAAAAAAAACAAAUGAGCCCAAUACAGUUUUGGACUGAGGACCAGGGUAGCAUCUCUUCCUCUUUGUUAGCCCCUAACCUAGCUAGUGCUUAGACUUUUGAAUAGAAGGGUGAAGAAAGUGGAGGAAAACUCCUUCAGGCCUUUUGGUCAAGGAGAUAUCAUGGGGUAAGGGGAUAGGACUGGAUUAGGGAAGUUGAGUCAUCAUUGUUUUUUCUUAAAAAUUGAGCUAUUAAUCAGGCACGUGGACUGGAGGGAUGGUUAGUGUCCAAGGUCCAAGCUGGCAAGCUUCUUAGCUUGGAACUCUUUCUGAGCUCUAAACCGGAACCCUGCUAUUUGCCCUUCUAAAUCCAAUGGUGUCCUUUCUGGAACAGGCAGAAUCCAAAGAGAAAUAUUGAAUUGGAAAAGAAAAGGGAGUGGCAAGGCAGUGAGGAGUCCUUUGUAGAUGAUUAAAACAUUUUCCUGGGUCCUAGGAAGGAUCAGAGAAAGUCCAAGAAUAGAGAUAAUCACAUGAAGAAGAUAAUUGUUACUAUUGAUGUUCAGCAAAUAGUAAACUUCUGUUUUUCCUGGUGGCCAGGGGGAGAGAAUGACCUGAUGGUGGGGACUUUGGGAUGUCUGUCACCACAGGAACCCAGAAAAUUCAGCAGUCCAGGGAAUUAACACAGAAUAUGAAUGUCUUUACAGAAGUGACCCUUUCUGGGGUGAGAACAGGGCCUAGCUUAGAAUGGGACUGGAAAAGUUAAAGCCCUGGGUGGUACAUUCCCAAUAAGAGUAAGGAAAAGGGUCUCUUGUUUUAUGCUGAGGUUGGCCCCUAAUUUCUGCUCCUGUCCUCAGAGGACAGCCUAAGAUUUGGGAUUCGGGGAGAUAAGAGUAACUAGAAUCCCUUUGGAGGGUGCAAAUCCCCACAAGCCAAUGCUGCUUUAUGAAACAUUACUAAUCACUCAUCUCGCAGCUGUCAACUAAAGUUUUUUUACUCCAGCCCAAUGAGCUGAUUAGUGAGUAAAAAAAAUACCAGGCAAGGAAUUAUGAAUGGCUUAUGAAUUCAUAAUAAAGGAAGGAGGCAGUAGAAUAGCCCAGAAUUCCUAAAAAUCUAGGGUGGCCACAAGCCAAGAUUGCUCACAGGAGCCUUUGGGGAGCAAGGGUUGUAAAUUAUCUAAUUUAUUUUAUUUAUCAUUAUUUAUUUCAUUGAGAGCUGCCUCCCCCUGGCUGUUGUAAGGCCUUUUCAAAUUUUUUGGCUUCAAAUAGGAGAAUGAAGAUGCAAUUCUCCCUGUUAAGCAAAGGGAACAAGGCCACACACUGGAAUAUGCUCUCACUUAACUCCUUCUAAUCUAUGCUGAACAGGACUAUUAGCAUGGAAAAUGAUUCUUGUUGGUUGCCUGAGGAGAUGAUCAGCUAGAGGGAAUACCCAGGACCUUUCUAGUGAGUAGAGACAGGAGAAAAUGUGUGACUUUUGGAGAGUUAUUUUGACUUCUUUGGGCCUCAGUUUCCUUAUCUGCAAAAUGAAGAGGUUGCACUAGAUGUUCUCUAAGGUUCUCUAAGUGCUGAGAUACUAUGAUUUUAGGGCCAGGAGAAAGGCACCAAUCUGGAUCCCUCCAUUUCCUACAUUAGAAAGCCCAGUGGCUGCAAGAUUCCUCUUAUUCAACAGCCUUUGAAGAAGAAGGGACCUCAAGCCUUGCAGAUAAGACAGUCCCCCUCCCAAAAGGCUAUUCAGCCUGGGCUACCCAAAGAGUAAAGUAAAGAAAGCAACAUCAUACUUAGUGCUGGCUUGUUAGCUAUGGCCUCGGUAGCCCCAAGCUGAUAACUCUCUGCAAGGGGCAUUCACAGCCACCACCUGCCUUAUUUCUUUUGAUCUGAGAUCUUCUUCCAAACAGAGAAGAAAACUUGAUUUCAUUUGUUUUCUCUGGGGUCCUUCCGUGUAUGUGUGUGUGUGUGUGUGUGUGUGUGUGUGUGUGUGUGUGUGUGUGUGUGUGUGUAUGUGUGUGUGUGUGUGUGUGUGUGUGUGAGGGAUCCAUACUGGGACUACAUUUGCAAAUACAUGCUUCAGGCCAAGGCUUUUUAUAAAGAUUGUAGCUGGGAGAAAUGGCCACCAGAUAUAAAUAAUUUAGAGGAAUGCAGUUGAAUCAUCCAUGGAGAUUAGCAAGGUAUGAUCCCUAGUUUAUUCUCCAGAGAACAGCUGCUUGUUGAGAUCUUCAGCUUGGAAGCCACCUCCAGGUUUCAUCAAGAGUCAGGGCCUUGAAGCUCAAUGUUUGGGGAGGAUACGGUAGGUAGGCCAGAUUGUCUCAGGAGCCUUUAAAGACUGACCCUGUUGGAUUAGGGCUUGGAUUUUUCCAGGGUUGUAGAGGAAUAUCACAUUUUAUCUUAAUUGGCAGGAGCUGGGUGGGCCCUAAGAGUCCAGAGAGAUCAGUCUGUCUAGCUCACUAUUCAUCCCAGGACACAUUUCCUCCCCCCUGACCUCAGUUUUUCUUUGUCUGAGGAUAUUUACUCACUUGGAUUCCCUGUGAGUUAAGAGAGGGGGCUGGAUAGUGGGUUCAGUGAAGUCCUCCCUCCCUGGAGGAAGCUUUGGGGAAUCUCCAUCCCCGUCUCUUCCACUGCUUCCUUUAGCAUCUUCUUCUCCUGCUUCCCCCACUCCCCUCACCCCUCAGAAAAAAUCCAAACCUAGCUAAGGGUUUGGCUUAACUGUGAAGUGUUCACUAGGAGCCUCCAGAGACAUUCAGGGCAUCGAACCCAAGAAGCUGGGACCAGGAGGAAGGACUCUGAGUGACCAUGAGCAGAACAUUUAGUUAGGAACAGGUAGCCUGCUCCUUUCUUAGACGGUGCCUCAGGUUCCUCAGACGGCAGCUCUAGGGUGAGAUCUAGGGAAGGGCCUCGGGGAGGAAUAUCUGUGAUGUUUGUGAUCCUCCAAAAGAUUCUUUCCGUGCCAUAUCAUGCUGCUUAUCUAGACGUGCACGGCAGCCAAAGCUACUCCCUCCCUUACCUUAAUCCAGAACCCUCUUUUCCAGGAAUCUGGGAUAUGAACUUCCCACCCCACUUUCCAUCAGAAGAACCUCUUUCCCUCAUGCUAUCCCUCUAACGCCAUUGCUCCCUCGCUGUGUCUCUAGGCUAUGAGACAAUCACGCCUUCCCCCUAGCAUUCUCCCUCAUUUGGGCAGGCUGGCCCCGCUCCCCUUCACCUCUAUGUUCCCUUCCAGAAGAUGCGUUUUUGGUUCUGAGAGGAACAUUUUUCUGGAAGACCACCUUUUUUAACCACCUCGCUUUCCUACGUGUGAAAGCAGAAAUUUUGCACAUGGCGUAGAGAGCUCUCCUCCCCCCUUCUCUCUGCCCAGCCUCGUUACCUCACUCCUCCUGCCCUGGCUGGUGGCGUCUGUGACGGGACCAGGCCGGAUCUACUCCUUGCACCCAAACCCCUACCCCCUAGCCCAUGUUCCAUGUGACAAGCACAGCUCAGGGGUCUUGGGCAUUGUUUUCUGUUGCACUCAUGGUCCUCUCCAGGCCUAGGAACCUGGACCAGAGCGCGGCUGCUAGAGAGAAGCACCUCUCCCGCCAAGGGUACUGACGCCAGACGAUCUCCCCCACAUGUGAAAGCUUAAAGAACAUUUUCUUGCCUCCCCUCACCCUCCACCCCCAACCCCUGCCUCUGGCCCCUUGCUCUUCUCAAAACAAUGCGGCACUUUGCAGAAUCAAUAUGGCGGCCUCUACGCAAAGUGGGAAGACUGGGCAGCAGCUGGGAGGUCCGUCCUGGACUUAGGUGCCAGUUGCCUUGAGCACGUAGGAAAAGCAGCAUUUUGCCAAGCAAUCCUGCGUGGAUCCCAGCUCUUCCUUGCCCCACACUCUAUGGCCAGGCCAGAAUCUGCAUCUUCCUCACCCAAGGUGCUUUUAUUCCCCACUCACCCUGGGCUCCAAGUUGAGGGGAGGGGGAGGGCGAGCGCCUGCAGCUGCCCCUGGGGCAACACUGGAAAUGUGUGGGGUGGGAUGGGGUGCCUGGGAAGGGGGAAGAGUGCCGGUUUGAAUACAGUCAGGUUGUCUGGCUGUCUUUUGUUUAGUACUAUAACUGUACUUUGCCUGGCGCUGCGCGCAAGGUAUGAAACCGGAAACUUACUGCUAGAACCUAGAAACAUACAAGGCUACUCAGCCAAAUCUUAAUGUAAAGUAGCUAGAGCCAUGGAAGUAUGGUAUGAAUUAAAGGGAAAAAAGUAUUGAACAAACUAAGACAAAA